GUUUUAGGGCUGGUACGUCACUGGCUGCGAUUAAGCGAUGGAUCACCUGCGGGCGGCUUGACCAACCGAACAGCGCGCAAAACAUCCCGGUCCGGCAGCCCCCAUGCACGGCCUGACAGGGCAGUUUUAGCGGGAAGUGGCCGCAUUUUUCUUUCAAGGAUCUGCGGGCAACACAAGGAACCUGCGGCGGGGUGCGACAGGAAGACCAGAGACGGAUCGAACGGCGGCGGCAAGCUGAGGCAAGCUGUGGGUGGUGCUGCUGCCCGCUGCCGGAAGCUGCACCUCAGCUUGAUCUGGGAACCUGACCUGCCUGCCCAAAUGGAAGAAGCAUCAAAGAAAGGAAACCAGGAACCAGCAAAAAAACAACCUCCGAAUUCCAUUGCAUACCUCGAUUCAAACCACCAUCCGAACUCUCUGACGGCGAGGGACCUGUUCUUUUUUCUCCCACUCGUGUCCCUUGCAUUUCCCCUUUCCAACAACAUCAACACGUCUCUCUUUGCGUCUGCGUGCUGGAGACUUGUUGUUCUAUUCCUAAGCCGCUCACCCCUAGGUUGUUCGAAGCUUAUCUUCAGAUUGACUAUGAACUGCUAAAUGAGCUCCUCUCCGACACUGCCUUCGCCAGGCCAAUGGCCACCGCGAAGGCCCUCCAAAAGAAGUAAACUGCGCAAUGGCACCUUCAUCAUCCCCGCCACCGGCGAGCGCUCCCGCCGCGUCUUGACCCUCCGCACCAACAGCUCCGGCCUAUCCUCCCAAACCGACGGCACCCAUUCCCGCUCCCUCUCGGGCCUCACCACCUUCCCCUACGAACAAACAUCCUUCUCCGACCGUUUCUCCCACCUUGCGCGACAAACCUGCGAGAAAUGCGCCUGGAUUCUCCGCUGGCUCGACUCGCCCGUCGGCCACGGCGUGCUGAAAUGCACGCUGGCGUACACACUCGGCAGUCUGGCUACCUUCUGGGCGCCCAUCUCCGACUGGUUGGGCCGGCCGGACGGUAAGCACGUGGUGGCCACGCUGACUGUUUAUUUUCAUCCAGCGAGGUCCGCCGGCUCGAUGAUUGAGGCGGUGCUGAUUGCCAUUGUUGCGGUGGUGUAUGCGCAGAUUGUCUCGAUUUUGUCCAUGGCGACUUCGGUGCUGGUGGGAGGGCAGUGGCAUUGUGUUCCCUUGGCGCAUGCGCUGGUGCUGGCCGUCUUCAUAGGGGGAGGAUUUGGGUUUAUUGGUUGGGUGAAGCAGCGGAUGGGGAAUCCGUUGGUGGAUGUGGGGAGUACGCUGGCUUCGUUGGCGAUUAUUGGGGUGGUGACCAAGGAGACGGCGGUGUUGACGGGGGUGUUUUCGAAUCAAAAGAUUAUUCAGAUUCUCAAGAUGUUCUUUUUGGGGGUCAGUGCUACUACCGCGGUUAACCUUUUGGUGUGGAGGGUUUCGGCGAGAUCGUUGUUGAGGGACACCAUGACCAAGUCUUCGACUUCGCUGGGACACAUGUUGGCCUUGAUUACGAGUGGGUUUCUCAGUGGCUCAGAGGAGGAUGUCACGUCGGGCCAGUUUGCGGCUGCUUCAGCUGCGUACAACCAGGUGUAUCCUCAGAUGAUUAAGAACCUACGGGAGUCCAAGUUUGAGCGGUAUCUUCUGGGUCAGGAGAAACUGUACCAGCUUGACAGAGCUGUUGUAAGGUCUAUGGAAAGGUUGGCACAGUCGAUUGGUGGGCUCAGGAGCGCGGCCAACACGCAGUUUGCGCUGUUGAGAGAGUCGAUGAUGCAGGGGUCUGGAAUGAUGUCUCCGGCGGCGUCGCUCUACUCACCCGUCUUGCAGCGGACGUUGUCAAACACCCUUAAGAGCGGGAAAGGGUUUGGUAUUUUGUCCGCGAUUGACGAGGCGUCAGACGAGAGCAACGAGGACGAGAGAGGCCGUGUUAAGGACCGGCGUCGGUCGGAUGCUACGACUGCUAGCAUCCCGUUCCGCAACUCUUCUGAUAUCUUUGAGCUCUUUAUCAACCUGCUGGGUCCGUCGAUGAAGUCCUUGGCGUAUACACUCUCCGAGGUGCUGCGCGACCCACCAUUUGGCACGGCCCCCGACUAUGAAAUCACUAUCAAUGAUCACUUCCGCCAGAGUCUUACCGAUGCUCUGUCACUCUUCAACGGGGCAAGGGCGGACGCUCUUCAGGAGUUGUACAAGCACAUCGAGCUGGAUCGUACGAGAUCGGCCAGUAUCCAAGCCGACUUUGAAGAGGUGGCGGCGGCAUGUGGCCACUUCAGUUUUAGCCUGCAAGCGUUUGGGGAGGAGAUGCAAAAGUACCUCGACGUGCUGGAUGACUUGAAGUUCGCCAAUGAGCACAGGUUACGGAGCUGGCAAUGGAUGAAGUGGUGGGGCAACCGACGCGGAUACAACAACCGCAAGAUCACGUUGCCGUUUGACCAUGCGGAACGGGAGACGCUGAUCAAGCCGAUCAAGAAGAGCCAGAUGCCGAGGGGUAUUGCGGAUUCCAUGGUGCAGAGACGUGAUACGUAUGCAUGGAGUGCUGUUCCUGGGACGAACAAGGUUAUUGCUACGCUCUCCCAGAGGCUUCUCCGGGUGUUGAGAAAGGUGGCGAGGGAUGACAUCCGGUUCGGCUUAAAAGUCGGGGCUGGAGCAGCAUUUUGGGCCAUGUUUGCCUUCAUUCCACAAACUAAGGAUACUUACCAGCACUGGAGAGGCGAAUGGGGUCUGCUGUCGUUCAUGAUCGUGUGCUCAAUGACGGUUGGCGCAUCCAACACCACAGGCUGGGCCAGAUUUAUGGGAACGGUGGCCGGUAUCUCAGCAUCGGGCUUCAACUGGACUAUCAGCCAAGGCAGCGCACUGGCACUUAUCCCCCUCGGAGCCAUGGUGGCCUUCUGGGCCUUUGUCGUCAUUGUCGCUUGGGGUAAGGCUCCGCUGGGUAGAAUCACGCUCCUCGCCUACAACGUUUCGACCCUGUACGCCUACAGCCUGUCGCAAAAGGUGGAUGACGACGACGACGAUGAAGGCGGCUCGAAUCCCAUCAUUGGGGAAAUCCUCCUCCAUCGUUUCGUGGCUGUCACGGCUGGUAUCUUGUGGGGAUUGAUCAUUUGCCGGCUGGUGUGGCCCAUAUCGGCACGCAAAAAGUUCAAGGAGGGCUUGAGCAUGUUGUACUUGCAAAUGGGACUCAUCUGGAAGCGAGGACCGCUGGCUAUCCUGCUCAGGAGCGAUUGUUCCCGGUCCUAUCUACGGUCUGGUGAGCAGGCUGCUCUCCAAAAAUACGCCGCCCGGCUGGAUGCCCUUCGUGGGAGCGCGACCAAUGAGUUUGAGCUCCGAGGUCCCUUUCCAGCCGAACAAUCCGCUCGUCUGAUGGGCUGUGCGCACCGGCUCUUGGACGCAUUUUACGCCAUGUCACUGGUCACGCAGAGGAAGGGCAGUUUAACAGAGGGGGAGCGAGCGCUGCUGAUGUACACGGCUGACGAGAGAGCGCAGCUGUGCGAACGCAUCUGUCAUGUGUUCCAAGUGCUGGCUUCUUCCCUGAUGCUAGAGUACCCCCUGACGGACGCGGUGCCGAGUGUUGACCGGACGAGGGACAGGCUGCUGGCCAAGAUUUUCCAAUUCCGAAAGGAACACAAUCCUAGCGUGGUGCUGGACUAUUCUUCUUCUAAUGCGGGAAGUGGUAGUAUCGGGUCGUCGGGGAUGGGGUUCGGAGGACUGCUGGGUAAGCUGUCGCAUUUGAACGUGGAGGAGAGAGAUUAUGCUCUGCUGUAUGCAUAUGCCUUGGUAACAGGGCAGGUGUCGGAGGAGCUCAAGGUGGUGGCCAAGGAGAUUGAGGGGUUGUUUGGUGUGUUGGAUGAGGAUGCGCUUUUGUUGCAGUAAAUAGGGUCAAGAUUGAGUACGAUAAGGGAGUGACGGGGGGCUAAAAAAGGAGUUGGUUUGGUUUGGGUAGGAUGGGCAAUGGGAAGAGGAAAGGGAAUUUGUAUGGGAAAUAGCAUGGUAAUGAUACCUAAGAAUAAAUGACAUAGAUGUACAAAGUUCACUUGAAGCCUUUGACGUUGGUGUGGAGGGGUUGUCCAAUGCCUGGCUGGAGUCUGAUGUUUUGUUAGAAAACGGACUUUGACUUUGAACUGGCAGGUUGUCAUG
Podospora pseudocomata is the source of this 4107-nucleotide messenger RNA. RefSeq lists its product as uncharacterized. The record is from RefSeq and is a predicted model, not a curated record. Lineage: Eukaryota; Fungi; Ascomycota; Sordariomycetes; Sordariales; Podosporaceae. The transcript has 3 exons. Bases 592 to 3843 code for a protein of 1083 amino acids.